Molecule: messenger RNA, 438 nt
Organism: Cadophora gregata
Lineage: Eukaryota; Fungi; Ascomycota; Leotiomycetes; Helotiales; Ploettnerulaceae
Exons: 2
Coding region: 1-438 (145 amino acids)
Molecular function (GO): protein binding
Source: RefSeq, a predicted model, not a curated record
AUGGUGCCCUCAACUUCCAAGCGGCCAGCCUCGCGAUCUUUGGAGCGACCAAAUAAGAUGACAACCAUUGAGUGCAUUGCCAAGAUAGCCUCUGGCAGAUGGGUUGAUCUCAUCGUUGGCCCCGAAAAGAAAGAAUACAAGCUGCCGGCAGACAUACUAGCCCAUUACUCCCCUUUCUUCAAUGCUGCCAUCAAUGGUCCAUUCCAAGAGGGUCAAGGAGGGCUCAUCACACUUCCAGAGGACCACACGGGUGAUAUUGAGGCUUUCGUUGAUUUUGUCAUCACCGGCAGUGUCGACGAUGCUUUGGACGUUGACAAAUGGGGCGAUGAGGCCAUCGAAAGAUGUGUCAGCUUUCUGGUUUACGCCAAGAAGUAUGACCUGGAUUCUGUUGAUGAUCUUGUCUAUAGAUCACUCAAGCAAGCUCAGCGUGGUCGAUAG